UUUCGACUGCCCCUUGACUGUAAUUUGUCACUACAGGCACAAGAACAUAUCGCUCUUUACUUUGAUGUUCCCCAAUUCCAUUUACGACGAGAAUAUUGUUCACAUCCUUUACCAUGACUUCUUCUUCUGUCGGGAAAACCUGGUGGAAAGAGGCCGUCAUUUACCAGAUUUAUCCCGCUAGCUUCCUCGACAGCGACGGUGAUGGGCUUGGGGACAUUCCCGGUAUUAUCAGUAAGGUACCUUAUAUCAAGUCUCUAGGAGUAGACGGGAUAUGGCUCUCCCCGAUCUUUGCUUCACCUCAAAAAGACAUGGGUUAUGAUGUCGCCGACUACCGCUCCAUCCACGCCCCUUACGGCACCGUCGAGGACGUCGAAGAGUUGAUCAGCCAGCUUCACGCACAUGAUAUGCGUAUCCUCAUGGACCUUGUCGUCAAUCACACAAGCGACCAGCAUUCGUGGUUCAAAGAGUCCCGCAGCUCCCGAACGAACGCCAAACGUGACUGGUACAUCUGGCGUGAUCCUAAAUAUGAUGCCCAGGGCAACCGGAAGGAGCCCAACAAUUGGAAAUCUAUGUUCGGUGGUAGUGCAUGGGCCUUUGACGAGCCUACCGGCCAGUACUAUCUCGCACUCUUUCUGCCCAGCCAGCCCGAUCUCAACUGGGAAAACGCAGCCAUGCGCAGAGCCACCCAAGAUGACAUGCGCUUCUGGCUCGAUCGAGGGGUGGAUGGGUUUCGCAUCGACAGCAUGAAUCUGAUGUCCAAGCACCCCGAUCUCCCGGAUGGUAAGAUCGUCAAUGACGGGCCCUACCAAUCCGGCGCCGAAUAUUUUGCUUCCGGACCGAAAAUGCAUGAUUAUAUCCGCGAAAUGAGAACAGAAGUCUUUGAUAUGUACGACGUGAUGACGGUUGGGGAGCUUGGCUUCAUCAAGGACGAAAGGUCGGUCAGCGAGUAUGUCGCCCAAGAUCGACAUGAGCUGAACAUGCUCUUCACUGGCGACAUUGUGGACAUAGACUUCGGACCGAACGCAAAGUACGAGCGAAAUGAUUUUCAUCCCCGAAAGAUCCGCAAAAUUACUAAUCUUUGGCAAACUACCAUGCCAAAGGUUGGAGGGUGGAACACCGUCUAUCUCGAUAAUCAUGAUAGUGGCCGCUCGCUCUCUCGAUAUGCCUCUGACCUCCCUGAACACCGCUCAACUGCGGCGACAAUGCUGGCAACUUACCUAACUACUUUGAGUGGCACCCCCUUCAUACUUGCUGGCCAAGAGAUCGGCAUGGCGAAUCUGAGCAAGGAUUAUGGUAUCGACGCAUACAUCGAUGUGGAGGGACGGAACUACUACAUGGAAGUACUAAAAGCAAGGGGCGGCGAUAUUUCCAGCAUGGAUGAUGUCCUACGGGAGCUGCAACGGAAGUCAAGGGAUCACGGACGACUGCCGAUGCAAUGGGACAACUCGCCUAAUGCUGGCUUCACUAGGGCUGAAUCUAGGCCAUGGAUGACCAUUAACAAAGACUACGGUGAAUGGAACGUUGCCAGUCAGCUCGAGGACCCCAACAGCAUCCUGGCCUACUGGAAACGCAUGCUUGCGUUGCGAAAAGAAUACUCUGAUCUUUUCGUCUAUGGAUCCUUCUGUGCCCUGGAAGAAACUGAAACGGGUGAGAUGGUUCUAGGGUAUGAGCGCAGCUGGAGCGAGGCGAAGAAGAGGGCCGUGGUGUUGUUGAAUUUUUCUGAUCAAACCCACGCGGUCCCUGUCAGAAGAUGUGAAUCGACUGAUUAA
Messenger RNA from Aspergillus pseudotamarii, 1769 nucleotides. Its product is annotated as alpha-glucosidase. The record is from RefSeq and is a predicted model, not a curated record. The transcript is spliced from 2 exons. Lineage: Eukaryota; Fungi; Ascomycota; Eurotiomycetes; Eurotiales; Aspergillaceae. Gene Ontology annotation, biological process: oligosaccharide catabolic process. Gene Ontology annotation, molecular function: alpha-amylase activity. Bases 114 to 1769 code for a protein of 551 amino acids.